This is a messenger RNA of Magallana angulata, 1560 nucleotides long. Its product is annotated as ATP-dependent DNA helicase RecQ-like. Gene Ontology annotation, biological process: double-strand break repair via homologous recombination. NCBI's taxonomy places the organism in Eukaryota, Metazoa, Mollusca, Bivalvia, Ostreida, Ostreidae. The transcript has 4 exons. Bases 266 to 1549 code for a protein of 427 amino acids. Gene Ontology annotation, molecular function: four-way junction helicase activity; nucleic acid binding; ATP binding. Gene Ontology annotation, cellular component: cytoplasm; chromosome; nucleus. The record is from RefSeq and is a predicted model, not a curated record.
AACGCAUACCGAAAAGAGAUAAUGUACGUCCGCGAUUACAACACGGACAAUUUACGGAAAAAAAUAAGUGCGUACAUAUCGGUCUUAAUUCCAUAUAUUAAAACUCAAAAGAUUGUACAAAUAAGGUAGAAAAUACUAUUUACAUAAGUAUAUUUUAUAAAAAAGACAGGUCAAUCAUACAAAAUUAGUGUUUUUAAUCUACUUUCACUUCAUUAAUAUUAUACAAAACACGUGGGUUUUUUCUACUUUCACUUCAACGAAAACCAUGGAUUUCAACCGAAUAACAAAGGCUAAACAAAAGAUUGGGAUCACGUACGAGUUAAAGCCAGAACAAAUAACUGCACUUCGUGCUUUUAUGGAGUCAAAGGACAUUGUGUGUCUUCUUCCAACAGGAUUUGGGAAAAGUAUCAUAUUUCAGCUGAUGCCCUUUCUUUCUGACGACCCUAUGGCGUGUGUCCUUGUAAUAUCUCCUCUGAACGCCAUCAUGAAGGACCAGGUCAGAAAACUCUGUGAAAACGGGAUUUCAGCCUGUUUUUUAGAUAUCACAGGGAGAGAUGGUUCAACAUACACGCUAAAACCUGCACUGGGGACAGAUAUUGAGGAUGACGAUGAGCAAGGUGACAAUGAUGAUGACACUGCUGAAGACGUUGGGAAUAUACAGACGAAAGUCUCAAUAGAUGAUGUGGCAGCGGGGAAAUACCAGCUCAUAUAUGCACAUCCUGAGGCUUUCCUUUCUUCAAGAGAAGGAAGGAAAAUUUUGCACAGCAAAAUUUUGCAUGAUCAUGUGUGUGGCAUCUGUAUAGAUGAGGCCCACAUGAUACAAGAAUGGGGUGAGGACUUUCGGAAGGAUUUUGCCCGAAUUCAAGAAUUGCUGGGCAUUUUCCCAAGGGUACCUGUGUCCCUUUUUACAGCCACUGCUUCCCAAUCAACUAAAGAGAACUUAGUUAAAAACCUUGGUUUAAGAGAUCCUUUGUUUAUUUCUAAAAACCCAGACAGACCAAACAUUAAGUAUUUUAAGUAUGACAGACUCCCGAGUGUAAGACAAGAGGACGAUCUGGACAAAAUUCUGGGAGACAUUGCGACUGGUCUACAAGAGGACAGGAGACAUUACCCUCUCACCUUCAUCUAUACUGAUCUGGAAUCAAUUAAGUAUGGAUAUAGGUUUUUGGAAAAAAUCAGCAAAUCCGAGCCAGUUAUUCGUGUAGUACUUGCCACUGUAGCCCUUGGCAUUGGUUUACAUGCUCCUGCUGUACGGAAGGUCAUACACUUUAAAUGUCCCACCAGCAUUGAAAAGUACUUACAAGAAACUGGCCGCGCAGGACGAGAUGGACUGCCAGCGGAUGCUAUUUUGUAUGUCAAUAAGACAGAUGUAAGGACCAACAGGCCUGGCAUGCAAAACUCAAUGCGCCAAUACUGCAUAAGUACAGAUACAUGUUUGCGUUUUCAACUACUACAGCAUUUGGACUACAAGCCAGUAGAGGGAACCAAAAAAUGUAAAUGUUGUAAUGUGUGUGAAAUUUUGUGCUGUUGCUCUGAUUGUGAACUGUAACAUGAUGCAAU